Molecule: messenger RNA, 6507 nt
Organism: Cottoperca gobio
Lineage: Eukaryota; Metazoa; Chordata; Actinopteri; Perciformes; Bovichtidae
Product: nectin-2
Exons: 8
Coding region: 494-2086 (530 amino acids)
Source: RefSeq, a predicted model, not a curated record
AAGAAACAAAACAAAAUGUCAUCAACAAGAGAGUCUGCAGAUAGAUACAUGAGAAGCUGCUUCCUCUUGAUUUCAUUUUGCUGACUGCCACUGGAUUUGUUUGUCUUUUGCCUUCAUUAAUGAAUGUUUAUUGAUUUUGGCAUCUGUUGUGCUGGGGUUUAUAUGAGCUAAUCUUCAAGUGUGUGUGUGUGUGUGCGUGUGUGCGUGUGUGUGCAGAAUCAAACAGCAGAGGGCGUAAGAAUCAUCUGCAUCCACGUAGCUCACCACUACAUGACAACAGUCUGACGGAUGUGUAACUCCGGUCUUAAAGGCGCAGUGAGGACACUUGGAACAAGAAUCUCUGUCGGACUCCCGCUCUGUCCUGAAGACAAACAAGUUUAUUUCGCCUUGAAUUAGUGAGCUGUUCCACCGAAACUGUCCGGCAUUUGAAGGUUUCACUUUGCAUUUCUCCCGGAGAGACUGCCUGGUUUCAUAAAGGGGACCGUAAUCGACCAUGGCGAGACAUGACGCCCGAAAUUGGCAUGACUGCUCAAAAAUGAUCGGACUGCUCUGCUUGGUCGCGUCGAUACUUCUCCAACACGGAGCGUCAGGUCAGCGGGUGAAGGUGGAGCCAGAGGUGUUGUCGUAUCUCGGCCAGACGGUCAACCUGCGUUGUGCCUUCUCCGACCCCACUGGGAUUCAGCUCACAAUGGUCACAUGGAUCUACGAGCCGAAGGAAGGAGAGAGGAUCAACAUUGCUGUGUUUCACCCCAGCUUUGAUCCCAGCUACCCCCAAUCACCAGUGACGGGCCGAGUCAGCUUCACGCCCAGCCCCCCAAACCUCGCCAGCCCCUCCAUCGAGAUAAGCAAUGUUGGGAUGACCGAUGAGGGGAAGUACAUCUGCGAGUACGCUACCUACCCCAGUGGCAACGAGCAAGGCAUCACGUACCUCGUCAUGCUGGCUAAGCCUCAGAACUCGGCCUCCAUCGUAGCAGCGGUAGCAGGCAAUAAGCCGGUCGUCGUGGCACGCUGCGAGUCUGUGGAUGGCCGCCCCGCUGCCAAGAUCUCCUGGGUGACCACAGCUAAUGGCAACGCGACAACGGUGGCUAAGUUGGGUACCGACAACACCGAGACCAUGAUCAGCGAGUAUCGCAUGGUUCCCACACCAGCAGACAACGGGAAGGACCUCAGCUGCGUGGUGGCCCACAGGACGCAGGUCAAACCAGAGAGCUUCCAUUUGAAGCUGGCAGUUCAAUACGCCCCUCAGGUGACAAUAGUAGGUUAUGACAAUAAUUGGUACGUGGGUCGUACAAAUGUGGCGCUCACCUGCCAGGCUUCUGGAAACCCCACUCCAACGACUAUCCAGUGGAAGACGAUGUCGGGAGAGAUGCCAGACACGGUGCAGAUCACAGACAACGUGCUGAAGGUGCUGAAGGUGGACGAUUCUGUCAACACCACUUUCGUCUGCGAGGUAAAGAACCGCAUCGGAGUCGGCAAGGACCAGGUCACCGUCAUGGUCAGAGAGCCCUCAGUGAACCCAUCCAAUGCCGGCGUGGUGGCGGGAGCUGUGAUUGGCUCCCUGCUGGCCCUCCUUUUGGUCUCCGCUCUCAUCGCCGUGCUUGUCACCCGUAGCCGCAGGCAACAGCAGGGUUACCGCGCCAAUGGAGGCAGUGACAUGAAGACGCGCAUUUUUGGAGUCGGCAAGAAGGCCAGCAAGAACGGCACGGGUGGAGGCACAGGCAGCGGCGUCGGAGGCGGAAACAACAACGGCCCCAUGUACGUUUACAACGAGAGCUCGUCCACUCAGGGCCUCGGAGAGAAAAACAACCACCAUCAGCCGCUCACCAUCGGGGGCCGGCCUGAAGUCGUUGCCACUACACCCACCGCCCAAGAUAUCCUGCUGAGCAAUGAGUUGGAUGACGCGGAAAGGAGGAAGUUUGAUGAGCUGGAGGAGGAGGAGAGGUAUGACCAUUACACCGGAGGGGCCCCCAUCCUUCAGCUUCGCCCACCGCAUGACCAGAAUGAUAUAAUUGGAGAUUAUCUCGAUGAUGACAUGGAGUCCCAGCGGGACGGCUCUGUCAUCUCACGGACUGCUGUCUACGUAUAGAGGAGGAGGAGGAGAGAAAAGGAGGAGGAGAAGAAUAAAGGAGGGGUGGAGGAUUCCUCCCGAGGACUUCGUGGCUCCAGGGUCUCGCCUCUGUCUUGAUGGAGAAGAGAAAAUGAUACCACUUUUAUUUUUGAAAAUUGAUCUUCAACAUAGCCUAUUAUUAAUCACAGUGCAGCCCCAGAAUGAACUGAGCGAACAGGAGGGUGUGGAAGGAUAUGCAGAGAGAUGCGUUUGCUAUUACCUGGUCCCCAAGAACUGAAAAUCAAACAAAGACGAGAAACAACCCGUCUCCCACGGCUUCUGCUCAUGCUAUCGCUAUCACUGGGACCUUGACAGACAGACUAAAAGAGAAAAACUAUGUAGUGUGGGAGUAUGAUAAUGGCAUCAUGAUACACGCUUGGCUAUAGAAGAUGCAACUCACUCGCAUAUUCACUCUGAUCUUCACCAAAACUGUAGAAAUGGAAGCGGUUGUCAAGCAGUUCUCCACACAUGCCUGCUUCUCUCAGUCCUCCUGCGGUUAACCUUUUGUUUCGGUGAUGCGUGGUGCUGUGACAGCUGGUGGCUAGUUAGUAGCUAGUGAUGGGUUGGGAGGAACAUAUUUUAAAGUGUACAUACAGUAGCAAUCAGGCGAUUUUUAAGGAAGAGAACAAAGUAUUUGCUAGAGUCUACCGGCUAGCUUUCAUUUCCGCUCUGCCAACGAUCAGAGACGGUAGACGCGCUUGAAUUUACGAAAUGUAAAAGGAACAUUAGGUCCUUGUGUGCUGCACAAACACAAGAGCUGCUGAAUUCAACAAAGGAAGUUUGCAGAGAGUUUGAGCUAAGUUCUUAACAAGGUAUUCACAUGCAAACCUUUGCACUGUGCCUGGUGGUAAGAGACGGUAAACAAGAGAUGAGGGAAUGAGGUGUAGCCGAUCCGACAGGGUCGUGGGACGGAGAUGGGAUGCAGGAGAAGUAGAGAGAAGCACGUCUCUUCUCUUCCUCCUCAUCCUCGUCUCUUCAGAGCGCUCCUGACAGGAGGAGCUUGAUUGGUAAUGAGCCGUGAAGUCACUCGCUUAGCCGGGACCAACAGAUUGCCACCACUUAUCGUUUAUGACGUGACGAUUCCCCCCCCCCCCCCCACCUCUAUCUCUCCAUCAUUCCUCCGUCUCUCUCCUUCCUCUCUCUUCACCCCUCUCUCCCAGUGUUUAUGGGAAGUUUAUGAUUUAUCCAGUAGUGUCGAGGUCAGGGCCACAGAGCAGCGGAGUAUUUUACUGCUCUUGAUGUGUCACACGCCCCACUUACUCUAUUCCUGCCCUGACACCCCAGGACUGACUAAUCCACCUGGACUGGCCAUGUUCACUCCACUGCACGGGCGCGACAGCCUCGUCUCACACUUUAGUAAAUGGCCGGAUGUAACGUAACCCCCCGCCCCCCCCUAAAGUAUGAUUGCGUUAAAGUAGAUAGAUUUUCAAUAAGAUCGUGUAAUAUUACUUUCCAUUAGGGAUGCUGUUAAAUGUAGUGAAUUGAUCGGGACACAUAAAAGGUUGCGUCCACAGCGAAGCUUUGGGAGUCAUAUUGACUAACGGGCAACAAGCGGUGAAAAGGCCCUUUACGAUGCAGCUUCAGGGCUGAUUGUUUCCUAACUGUUAAUUUAUCCUUCUAACGAGCCACCGGAGGUCCAGCUCAGGCAAACGUUACUCCGCGGCUAAUGCACGCUGCUGGCUUUGAGGCUCAGCGUGUUUACAAUAGCAUGUGCCACUGUAUCUAUGUAGCCACUGGAUGACUGAUGGACAAUCUUACUGUAGCUCCUCUAAUCGUGCUUUUCCUGACCUUUCUAAUCAACUCCCCCCUUGACCCUCUGGUGAGUGCAGCUCUCGAUGACUGUACCGCCCUCUUGUCAGGCCCGGCAAAAGCUCUGGGUUGCAGCUCGCUGCAGGUCAUGAGGUCAAAUGCAUUGCCCCAUUGCCGUGAGCAGCGAUGACUUUUCUUGCCUGUAUUCCCGAUCAUAGCUGUUUUAAACCUUGAGCUAUAGAGGUGAGAAACACUUGCAAACAGUACAAGUAUCUGUUUAGGGCGACACCUAGAUUGCCAUUGUGGUGGCAGGUGACCUUCAGAGAGGCUGAAAGGGAACAGGAGAGAGAAACAGGAGGCAGAUGAUGGAAACAGAGCAACUGCUUUUAGUAUUUGAAUACCAUCAAGCAUAUUGUAAGCCAGUGUGUUCAAUAGGAUUAUCGUCUAAUGGCCUCAGCUUAUAUAUAAAUGCAGCACCUGUCAACCCGGGGUACAGUAAAUGUACUGAACCCAGCUGAUUUGUCACAACCACUCAAAAUAAAAAUAAAUGUAUUACUUAUUUUUGCACAUGUGUCACCGCUACAAAGAGAAAUAAGAGCGUAAUACUGGGUUUUGGGGUCAAAAUAGCGAUACGGGACAAAACUGUUGUAUGUACAUUUUGGUGUGAGGUAUCUUGUGUAUUAUAAAUGUAAGCAUCUUUAUUUUUCUUGUGAAAAUGUGGAUAUUUAUGACGAUGUAAAUAUCAGAUCGAUGGAGCCAGUGUUGCCAGUAUCGAAAAGAAAAGUAAAGAAGGCGUCUGGGUCGGCGAAGCCUAAAGUUCAAAAGUCUCAGAGGGCAUUCAGAAUGUAAUUUAUAAUCUAAUGAAUACCUUGGUGGGUUAGGUGUUAAAACAUACUGAGCCUAAAGCCUAAGAAUCUAUUUCUACGGGGGUGGGGGCGAAAAUUAUAUAAUUGUAUAAUUUAAAAAAGUUAGCAUUGCCUACAUUUCCACAUAAUAAGCACACUGCGUUUUCUUUUGCACAAUUGGCUUCUCCCUCUCCUCUGCCAAACUCCUGCACAAUGCAGAAAUAGCCACAAUAGUUAUAAUUUAUCAGCUAGACCGAAACCACACAGGCGAUGGUGUGUGUUGACUCAGCGCUGCCUGUGUGUAUUUAUUAGUGCGUGUGUGUGUGUGCGUGUGUGUGUGUUUGUGUAGCCGUGAUCUCGCACAGCCAUCGGGGCUAUAACCUGAGUGGCCACCCUUUUUUUAUGUCACCAUGGAAAACUGGCAAACUGAAGAUAUUAUUGUGCAUUUCGAAGACACUCUCGCACACAUACUGUACAUAUACAUAACGCAGAAUGCAGAGAAACAUUCGCCCACACACAAACACCCUUCAGUCACUCUCAUUACGCUCACUCCCACAGCCAAACUGUGCAGAAGACACCUCAUACCUGACAACUCUGCCAUCGCCUGACAAAAGCCCACUCGAAAGCGCUCGCAUAGCUACACACACACACACACACACACACACACACACACACACACACACACACACACACACACACGCAAAUGAAAACACUUCUUUCUCCUAUUCUUGCUCAGUGGCUCUGUCAGGACAUAUACUGUGUCCUGUUACUGAGAGAGCCGCAGCAUGAUGUGUCCCCUGCGCCACUGCUUUCUAUUGUUCAAAUGGUCGAAUGAGCGACCAUGUAGACCAGAGACAGCUACACAUUCAGGGACACACACCUUUCACCCAGUGUUGGAGAAACGGGCUUUUUAGGAGACCGUUUGUCCGUUCCACUUUUGUUCCACACGGGAAUAUAGCUUUCAUAAAAAUGCCACUGUGCUGACCCGCUCCACCUCCCGGAUUCCUUUGAAUGCUCUUAGAGUUGCAACUUCCUACUCGCCUCCAAAAUGUUGUUUUCGACUUCUCUCACUUCAGCCACCUCCGCGACCGCCUCCACAAACACACACACUGAUGCUACCCACCUCAGCACCCAAGUAAGGCAUGUCAGACAAAAUGCUUUUAGAGAAAUCCACGAUCUUGGCCCGGGUCUAGCACAAGGUUAGUUUGUCAAAACACCCGGUACAUACUGUUGCUUUUCUUUGGCUCCAAACAUCUGAUGACUAAUCAAAGCCUUAACAUCUCACUUGCAUAAAAGAAGGAAUAAAAAAAAAAGAGAACUUCCCUGUGUACAUAGUAUAAAUAUAUAAAUAUGUAGCAGAGAAAAAGAUAUUACUAAUUUAUGGUGUCACGUUUGUGUAUUUCUCAGUGACGGCAAGCAUGAAGGAUUUAUUUUCUCCUAUUACAGUUUCCCCUCUCUUCUGUUAUUUUGCAGUGCUUUAUAAUUUAUGUUUUCUGAGUGCUUUAUUCUUGACUGCUGCGCUGUGAUUGCUGCCAAAAACUGGCAAACUGUGCUUCUAUACAAAUGAAUUGUACACACAACAAAACACGUCGUACCCAAAAUGUGCUUUUUAUUAUUGACUGCUAUAUGUAACUGUUGUUUUUUUUUGUACUUCUUUUUUUAUUUCAAAUUAUUUUUUUGUUCUUUUGAAAAAAACAAAAAACAAAAACAAACUGAAAUUAGAGUUGUUGUCAACAUUUUGUCAUGUCUUUCUAUAUUUCUUUCGUAUUUGGUUGCUAUUAAAGAUUUCUUGAUUUUUGAACUGUG